Molecule: messenger RNA, 1195 nt
Organism: Drosophila eugracilis
Lineage: Eukaryota; Metazoa; Arthropoda; Insecta; Diptera; Drosophilidae
Product: probable G-protein coupled receptor Mth-like 12
Exons: 6
Biological process (GO): cell surface receptor signaling pathway
Cellular component (GO): membrane
Molecular function (GO): G protein-coupled receptor activity
Source: RefSeq, a predicted model, not a curated record
GACUGGGGAAUAUGAGUUUAUAGAGCUGCUAGGUGGAGUGACGAAGUCAGUGGAAACGCAUUUAAGAGGAUGUAUCUGCCAAGUGAAGGCCUGCAUCCGGUUCUGCUGUCCCCGGAAGAACAUGCUGGCCAAUGGAGACUGUAGUGAUGAUCUGCACGAGGAGAUCCAGCAGAGCAACAGGUCUCUGAGUAUGGUCCACUUUGACAAAGCGUGGCAUAAGGAGGAGUACAAUCUCAGGGACAUGCAUAUCAUCAGGAAACACUUUGAGCCUUGCGACGAGGUGAUCAAUGUGAGGGAAAAUGAGUACACGAUCUUAAAGGACGGAACCUUUUACCUCCUCGCCCUCCCGAAGAGAUUAAGCAAUGAAGAAUACUGUCUAUAUCCCCAGUUCGAUGCGGAUUUCCCAAAGUCGGUGUGGCUUUCUCACCACUGGUGCAAAUUGAAUGCCCUGACAGCGGCAAUUGAGGUUCAUGUGAUAUCGAUAAUAUGCGUUAUCUUCACGGUAGUCGUAUAUAUUUGUGUGAAGGAACUUCGUGAUUUACUCGGGAAGUGCUUAGUUUGCGGCUUACUCAGCAUGCUAGUUAAUUAUCUUACCGCGUUGCUAGAAACAUUUGGUUUAGCCACCGACAUUUGCGUGCUAGCAGGUUACAGUAGGUACUUCUUAACUAUGGCACACCACCUCUGGUUCUCCGUCAUUAGCUAUCACUUGUGGAAUUAUUUCACCUCGCUCAAUCGCUCCGAGUCUCCGAAUCGCUUUCGGAUCUGCAACAUCAUUGUCUGGUGCACUGCAGCGAUUCCGACCGGAGUCAUUUACUUGAUGAAUGCAGUUUGGGGGAAGGAUCUCCAAAAAUGGAACUGGUUGCCCUCUAUUGGUUUCAUUCAAUGUUCUGUGAAAGGUACGAGCAGAUAUUCCUGGCUGUACCAAACUGGACCUCUGCUAUUCAUCAGUAGUUUUAAUGUGAUCAUGUUCAUCCUGAUUUCGAUUCACAUUUGGAAAGUUACGAACCAACUGAAGAAGAUCGUCAAACAGGAGGAGAGGAUGAAGGCCGUCCUCGAGUACGACAUUCCGACUUACCUAAGGUCUGUGCGAGUCUUCAUCAUCAUGGGUGUUUCCUGGAUUAUGCCGCUAAUUAUGAGCUUGGCCCAAUAUUUUAAGUUUCCAUAUAUUAUCAUUAUAUCCUCCUACACGGAGUCC